AUGCACAGAAACUCCCGUUCUCUGCGCGCCCUCGCCAUCUCUCCCAAACCCUCGUCCACCCCGGCCUCCCCACCCUCACCGACGUUCUCAGACGCAACCCAUGCCUCCGCUAUGAACUUUGGUGCCGGUGGUCCAGAGAAAAUCAUCACUCGGACGAAUCUCAAGGCGAGUCUCCAAGCAUACGACGAACUCAUGAACACCAGUGCGAACUACCGUGCAGCACUCAUCAACAUGGCACAGGUGACGGCUGCGUUUGCGGACGCUAUGGAUAGGUGUGCGGGGAUGAAGGGUCCUUCGUAUGAAGCUGGGACGAGACUUCAGGCUGCAUCCGGCUUGCAUCACCUCAUAGGAAACCACUGGCACGUUCUCUCAGAGACGCUCGAUAAGAAGUUCGAGAAACCACUGCGCCAACAUCUGGAUACGUACAAGACAAUAGUGAACGAACGAUCAGCUUCAUACGAGAAGGCGCUCCAUGCAAAGAGUCAAAUUAUCCAUGAAACUGAGAUGAAUAACAUGAAUAAGAAACAGCGCAACCUUCAAAGCUUUCGAGAAGCCCUGGCCGUCCUGCAGCGGCAAGUAGACGAACUAGAUGAAUUAAAGGCGCAGCAUUAUCAAGAAAUAAUGGAGCACGAAGAAGAAGUCUGGAACGUGGUCCAGGGCAAGGUCUGCGUCGCGGUUCGCUCCACUAUGGACGUCUUUGAUAGGUUUACUGCAAAAACGUCCGACCCCGUACUAGAGCCCAUGCUCCAGUCCGUCCCCGAUCCCUUCGACUCCUACGGACCUCCGCAAGCCGAAGACCAGAUCUUCACGAUAUUGCCACCCUUGGCCGUCAUCGCCAACGCCCCUUCGCCUUCGCCAAGUCCGAUGACGACGACGCCACCCCAGAGCGUCGACAUCUCGCCUGCCGUCAUGAACCACUCUUGGAUGGCUGCCCAUACCAACGGAGGCGGAGGCGGAAGCGGGGGAGGAGGGGGGUUCAUGGCAGAAUCGACGUCGGAGUGGGCAGACGUGCCCUCCCCGUCGUCUACCCCUCCCCGCGCGUCCUCCCCGUCCUCGACCGUCAAACGGAGGCCAUCGCAUCCGCCCUCAAACUACAGCGCACGAAAAGCAGAGUCCAAGCUGCGCAGCGUCCUCUCCGUCAUCGACGAGAGUCUGGCGCGCCAGUCCCCGUCCUCGCCCACGAGCGAUCACGCGGAGACGGACAGGCAGGUGCUAGAGCCCCAUUCCGAAGUGAACGGAGGCGGUGGGCUGGUGACGAAUUGGGGGUCGUUUGGAUAUGGCGAAUCGCCAUAUGGGGUGGACAGCGGUGAGGUGACACCGCGACAUUCGACGCUGUUUGCGUCCUCUGCUUUGGACCCUGAUGUAGCUGGGCGUCAUAGUCCUCAUUCAGACGAGACUGCCUGAGUUGUGUCGUCGAGCGCUUUGUCAUAUUUUAGUGUCACAUCCCGUUUACCAAGCAUGGAAAUCCCAAUGUUAUUUGUAUAUACAUGAUUAUAUGGUACCCUUCUUUGAGCACUACCCUGGACAAUUUUAUCUUGGCUGAAUACCAUAUUGAUGCAAGACGUCCUUGUUAAUGGCCGCCGGGCUCUUGAAGAGGGGAUCGGUUCCCGCGCCCGUUUUAGGAAAGGCAAUAACGUCUCGAAUGGA
Molecule: messenger RNA, 1647 nt
Organism: Serpula lacrymans var. lacrymans S7.9
Lineage: Eukaryota; Fungi; Basidiomycota; Agaricomycetes; Boletales; Serpulaceae
Exons: 8
Coding region: 1-1404 (467 amino acids)
Biological process (GO): vacuole fusion, non-autophagic
Cellular component (GO): fungal-type vacuole membrane
Molecular function (GO): phospholipid binding
Source: RefSeq, a predicted model, not a curated record